This is a messenger RNA of Suillus subaureus, 685 nucleotides long. RefSeq lists its product as uncharacterized. The transcript is spliced from 3 exons. The record is from RefSeq and is a predicted model, not a curated record. NCBI's taxonomy places the organism in Eukaryota, Fungi, Basidiomycota, Agaricomycetes, Boletales, Suillaceae. The annotation marks the transcript as partial.
GACUUUACGAGUCAACGCCCUCACCGCCAGACAUCGACGUAUACUCACCCCCACCACCUCUAUCAGCACCAACAGGCACACCAACUGAUUUCUUAAAAGGCGUAGUCGGGAAAAAGGUCAUCCUGCGUCUUACAUCAGGCGUCGAUUAUCGAGUCACACAUCGAUGCGGGGACGUGUUUAUUCGUGGGAAUAAUGUCCUCCACUCGGUGCGCUGGUUCCAGAAGAACAUACUCUCGUGUUUAUAAACACGCGAGCAUUGAAUGAAAGACACAAGUGGUAUUGAAACAACAGAAUGAGAAUUAUCUUGCAACGUGACAGGUGCUAGCAGUGACAACAUCGGGAUGAAAGAGAGUACGAGAUCGACAACUUGAGUAAAUGAUAUCAUGGGAGGGAAUGCGAAACAACAGUACCGGAUAAACAUGACAACUGACUGGUAGGUGCUACGGUGUCCGGGAUAAAAUAGGGUCGGAAAUUAACAACUCGAAAACCUAUACCAUACGAAAGCAAUAUAACAUAACAUGGAACCUGAACUACACACCAAUAUGAACGAAAACCAUCCUCUGCUCGAGCGGAACUUUCGUCUUCACGGUAUUUGUAGCACGGUUGAGUGCCCAGGCCGCCUUCUUACAGUCCAUGACAUCACCAUCUCGCAAAUCCUUAACCAUGUUCUUGUAGAAAGCUUCGA